Molecule: messenger RNA, 1089 nt
Organism: Chanos chanos (milkfish)
Lineage: Eukaryota; Metazoa; Chordata; Actinopteri; Gonorynchiformes; Chanidae
Gene: tmtops3b
Product: teleost multiple tissue opsin 3b
Exons: 4
Coding region: 91-1089 (332 amino acids)
Biological process (GO): G protein-coupled receptor signaling pathway
Cellular component (GO): membrane
Molecular function (GO): G protein-coupled receptor activity
Source: RefSeq, a predicted model, not a curated record
GCUGGACUCAGUCGCACGGGUCACACGCUAGUGGCAAUUUGUUUAGGGAUCAUCUUCGUCCUCGGAUUCCUGAACAAUUUCUUUGUUAUUAUGUUGUUUGCGAGGUUCCAGGUUCUCUGGACUCCGAUUAAUUUAAUUUUGCUGAAUAUCAGUGUGAGUGACAUGCUUGUUUGUCUCUUCGGUACUCCACUUAGUCUUGUCGCGAACAUUUAUGGUAGGUGGCUGGUCGGCGUUAACGGUUGCAGGUGGUAUGGUUUCGCCAAUGCACUCUUCGGUAUCGUUUCCAUGGUUUCCCUCGCCAUCCUUUCCUACGAGCGCUACUCCACCAUACUGUGCUACACCAAGGCAGAUGUGUCAGAUUACAAGAAGGCCUGGCUGUCCAUUGCAGGCUGCUGGUUGUAUUCUCUGCUAUGGACAACACCGCCCCUGUUUGGGUGGAGCAGCUACGGCCCCGAAGCGCCUGGGACGGUUUGCUCGGUCCAGUGGAACCAGCGCUCUGCGGGAAACGUCUCCUACGUCAGUUGCCUCUUCAUCUUCUGUCUUCUCCUGCCGCUGCUGAUCAUGGUCUUCUGCUACGGAAGGAUUCUUAUGGCCAUUCAUGGAGUAGCCAGGUUUAAACAGACUUCUGCACAGAGAAGGGAGACCCACAUUCUGGUGAUGGUGAUAUGCAUGGUGUCCUGCUAUCUGCUGUGCUGGAUACCUUAUGGAGUGGUGGCAUUGCUGGGAACCUUUGGCCGUGUUGGCAUGCUGGGUCCCAUGGCCAGCCUAGUCCCCUCCAUCCUGGCUAAGAGUAGCACGGUGCUUAAUCCUAUCAUUUACGUGCUCUUCAACAACCAGUUUUACAGGUGUUUUAUGGCUUUAGUGCAUUGUGGCUCAGAGCCAACCUCACACCAGAGCCUUCACACGCUGCAGAGCAGCCGGGCGGGGCCACCACGGCUAAACGACUCCCCUCCGGCCCCGCAGAAGCCCACCUCGCCUCCCGACACCCCCGAGUGGCACAGAUACUCGGCAACGUCCCUGGGGUCCCAGCAGAGAGCUCAGCAAAGAGACAGGCCCAACUUGGUUCUGGUUGUGCAUUAUACGGCCUGA